This is a messenger RNA of Etheostoma cragini (Arkansas darter), 2034 nucleotides long. RefSeq names its product protein tyrosine phosphatase type IVA 3. Gene Ontology annotation, molecular function: protein tyrosine phosphatase activity. Gene Ontology annotation, biological process: protein dephosphorylation. NCBI's taxonomy places the organism in Eukaryota, Metazoa, Chordata, Actinopteri, Perciformes, Percidae. Gene Ontology annotation, cellular component: nucleus. The record is from RefSeq and is a predicted model, not a curated record. The transcript is spliced from 7 exons. The coding region runs from base 988 to 1500 and encodes 170 amino acids.
AGGAGGGAGUAAGGCUCUUCUCCUCUCUCCCUAAGAGCAUUAACUGUAGAGUGUUCUGGUAGUGACAGGGCUGUCAGGGUCAGAUGGCUGCUCAGCCUGAUUAGACCAGCUCACAGCAGAUCCUCAGCCCAGCACUCUGCACUGCUACAGCUAAAAACUGGCACGUACAGUACAGACAUCACAGCGGAUUCUGAGAGGCCUAGAGGUACCAGGAAAGGUGGAUAGUUCAGUGUUACUGUUAAGCAGCAGGUUGUUCCAUGAAUACGCCAUUUUCUGCUGGUUGACAAGCAGACAUCUCAGUUUCUAGAGGCAGAAAAAGCAGGUGGACUUUGGCAUAGAGGCAAAAGAAGUGCUGUUAUUUCUGUUGUUGGAAAUUACAUUGAAUAGCAGAACUGCUGGUUGAUGGAGUUUGUGAGGCGGAGUGGUGACUACUGCCACGCCCAACACAUUUAGAAUCUAUCUUAAAUGAAGCUGCACCAUGCAGACCUGCGGCCCUGAUACCUGAAAGACCAUUGGCCCUUGCCCUCUAAAACCAGCCAGCUCAUGGGGUAAGACGUGGAACCUCGUCACUGGAAGCUCACUGGAGAGAGAAGGACAGAGGGAGCUAAAGAACUAAGAGACAAAGAGAGAAGGACUAAAGAAGAUCAGAGAGAUAAAAACAAAGAGAAGGACACAGAGAGAGCUGACACACUGUAGCUUCUUGGACUAUAGGAUACAGUCAACUGAUGGAGUAAAACUGUUCUCAAGACAACAGGACCUCAGAAUUGGGAACAACAAAAACAGUCUGUUUAGGAAACUGGUCAUAAACAGUCUCCAACAAGAAGUUCAGCAAAAGACAGGAAGUCCAGAGUUACCUGGAGACCUGAUAUAAGUCGAAGUCACAUCAGCUACCUGCUGCAGCUGGAGCUAAAGUUAUAUACAGUACAAUUCUCCCUGACAUAAAAGGUCUGAGGUCCUCCUGGGAUAUCAAAGGUCACGCUGGUCACCAUGAACCGUCCAGCUCCAGUGGAACUGUGCCACAAAAACAUGAGAUUCCUGAUCACACACAACCCCACAGACAACACACUUAGCUCCUUCAUAGAGGACCUAAAACGCUUUGGAGCCACCACAGUAGUUCGAGUCUGUGAUGUUACCUAUGAUAAAACACCGCUGGAGAAAGACGGCAUUACUGUAGUGGAUUGGCCAUUUGACGAUGGAGCCCCGCCCCCCAGUAAGCUCGUUGAUGAUUGGUUGAGUCUACUGAAGAAGAAGUUUCAGGAGGAUCCAGGAUGCUGCGUGGCUGUUCACUGUGUGGCCGGGCUGGGGAGGGCGCCUGUGCUGGUUGCUCUGGCUCUGAUAGAGAGUGGGAUGAAGUAUGAAGAUGCUAUUCAACUAAUCAGACAGAAGCGUCGUGGAGCCAUCAACAGUAAACAGCUAACCUACCUGGAGAAAUAUCGAUCCAAGCAGAGACUCCGCUUCAAAGACUCUAAUUCACACAAAAACAAGUGCUGCACGAUGUGAACACACACUCAAAGGCACGCACGCACACACACACACACACACACACACACACACACACACACACACACACACACACACACACACACACACACACACACACACACACACACACUAUAGACAUUUUGAACCCGGGUCAUUCCUGUUAUGCAGCAAUAUUUUAAUAUAUGCCCUGUCCUCAUAUUUCCUUUAAGAUGUCUCACAUUUUUAUAAAAAAUGGCUUAAAUGAUAGAUAAAGGUCUUCUCAUCACAUUAUCACAGACUAAUGCACAUUAAAAUACACGUUUUACUCUACUGCCCUUUUUUAUACACACAUGCUCAAUUUGACCAUGUCCUCAGAGUAAAGGUAUCCUAUUAUACAAGACCUAUACGCCAUCAAAAAAAUAAAUACUACUUAGCCAUGUUAAACUCUCUCUGUUAUAGGCAAUAUAUAUUUUUCCUCAUUUUCAUAAUUCACUGUAUGUGCCUAAAGUAAUUUUCCACCCUGUUAGUUUGUAGUUUAUCGACUUAAAAAUAAAGAAACUUCAAUUCCAUUGA